CGCUCCCUCACAAACCCUCAACAUAAUACCACCCCCCGUGUUCUCGAGAUCAUAGCGACAUCAUGGCGGACGAAAGACUCAAGGGAAUGGACCAUUCCGAAGUCCAUUACUUCAACAGUUACAACCACCAUGGCAUCCAUGAAGAAAUGUUGAAAGAUGAGGUUCGCACUCGAUCGUACAUGAAUGCGAUCGUACAGAACAAGCACCUGUUCAAGGACAAGAUUGUUCUCGAUGUCGGUUGCGGAACUGCGAUUCUCUCCAUGUUCGCCGUCAAGGCAGGAGCCAAACAUGUAAUCGGUGUCGACAUGUCUACCAUCAUCGAAAAGGCCAAAGAAAUUGUCGAAGUAAAUGGCAUGUCAGACAAGAUCACCCUUCUCCAGGGCAAGAUGGAAGAAGUCGAACUACCAUUCCCAAAAGUAGACAUUAUCAUCUCCGAGUGGAUGGGAUACUUCCUGCUCUACGAGUCUAUGUUGGACACGGUCUUGUAUGCCAGAGAUAAGUAUCUGGUGCCUAAUGGUUUGAUUUUCCCUGACAAGGCCACUAUCUUCAUGGCUGGGAUUGAGGAUGGCGAGUACAAGGACGAGAAGAUUGGCUUCUGGGACAAUGUCUACGGCUUCGACUACUCACCCCUCAAGCAAACCGCGCUCACUGAGCCCCUCGUCGACACCGUCGAGAUCAAAGCCGUCGUAACAGACCCAACCGCAGUCCUAACCCUCGACCUCUACACCUGCACAACUGCCGAUCUGGCUUUCGCUAUACCCUUCACACUCGAUUGUCGCCGGGAUGAUUUCGUUCACGCGAUCAUCGCAUGGUUCGAUAUCGACUUCACUGCCUGCCACAAGCCCAUCCGCUUCUCCACGGGCCCGCACACCAAGUACACGCAUUGGAAACAAACAGUGUUCUACUUACGGGAUGUGUUGACAGUCCAACAAGGGGAGCAGAUCAGAGGUGUUCUCGAGAAUAAGCCAAACGACAAGAACAGACGUGAUUUGGAUGUUAAGAUCUCGUACCAGUUGGUGACAGAUGAUAGCAUGAGACAGGCGGAAGGUUCUUGUGAAUACAAGAUGUGUUGAUGAGUGGGCGGUACGGGAGUGGGAUGGGAAUCUUCGCGGCUGUGAGCGCAGACCCUGGGCUUUUUUUUUGUAGAUGAUUUCUUUACUGGCUGGGAAUAUCCGCGAUGGCGUUCUGAGCCUAUGACUGAGAGAUUCGAGGCCUGGAAUAGGCCCUCUAUAUUCGAUUUCAAUGACGAUGAAGGGCACCUUUCAUGAAUGGAGGUAUGAAGUCGGCAGAGAGCUCCGAAUAAUUGCUGUUUUCUAUUGCCAAGUGUGCGAGUUGCGAGUUUUCCCUUUGCAAUCUGCCUUUACUUUUGGCGGAGAAAGAUCUGUGAGGUCUGUGAGGUCUGUGGUCUGUGGUCUGUGGUCUGUUGUGCGUUGAUCGUCUCCAUUAUCCCUGUUUAAGGCUCGGCCCGCCUACCGAGAUCUUCCCCCCUCACUCUCACCUGAUCCAGCCCCUGAUGCGCCU
Amorphotheca resinae ATCC 22711 is the source of this 1521-nucleotide messenger RNA. RefSeq lists its product as hypothetical. Gene Ontology annotation, molecular function: protein-arginine N-methyltransferase activity. Gene Ontology annotation, cellular component: nucleus. Gene Ontology annotation, biological process: peptidyl-arginine methylation. NCBI's taxonomy places the organism in Eukaryota, Fungi, Ascomycota, Leotiomycetes, Helotiales, Amorphothecaceae. The record is from RefSeq and is a predicted model, not a curated record. The coding region runs from base 63 to 1073 and encodes 336 amino acids. The transcript has 6 exons.